AUGUUUAAAUUUGGUUUUUUAUUUGAAAAAAAGAAAGAGUGUAAGAAUCCCACUAUCGUGAUUAAACCAGAAUUACCGGUUUUUGAAUGGCAAAAGGUUGAAGAAACAGGAUUGGAAGAAACCAUAACUCAAGCAACUAUAACAUUAAAUCAACCUGAAGAUGUAAAAGUGGACAGUAGUCGUAGAAAUUUAAGAGUUAAUAAUAACCGAUCAAGGAGUAGUAGUUUAAAUGCCGAAUCAAGCAGAAUACGUUUGAUGCAAAUAAUUGAAGAUGAAGAAUCUAGAAAAAUAUUUCGCGAUUAUUUGGUAUCUCAAUAUUGUGAAGAAAAUUUGGAUUUUUAUAUGGAUGUGGCAAAUUAUCGUGAAUUUUUUUGUACUGCCGGAUUACAUAUAAAUGAAGAUAUGGAAGAAAUUAAUUCUAGAGCUGUUUAUAUAUGGAGUGAAUAUUUAGAUGAUGAUACUUCUCCAAAGUCUUUAAAUGUACCACAGGAUUUGGUAAAUACUUGUAGACGCAAAAUCGAAGCAAAAUCUCACACUAUUGAUGUAUUUGAUAAAUUACAAGAACAUUGUUUUGGCCUAAUGUCAACUUCUGAUUUAAGUUUAAGUACUGGAAAGAUCAUCACAAAUUUUAUUAAUCACAAUAACAAUGUGAAAUUCAUCAAUACUGUUGUUAAUAAUGAUAAGAACGAUGUCGAUAAUGAAUAA
Entrophospora sp. SA101 is the source of this 705-nucleotide messenger RNA. Lineage: Eukaryota; Fungi; Glomeromycota; Glomeromycetes; Entrophosporales; Entrophosporaceae. The record is from the annotation of a GenBank genome assembly.